GAACGUCAUUGCGUUGUACCGACGUAGACUGACGUAGACAGACGUUUUACACAUCAGUCUCUCACUGCUGAAUGUUUAUUGUUUGAGGUAGUUAACGUUAGAGCUGCAGUCAACAGCAGGUAGGAUGUUGCGGCUUCGCUGUAAGACCAAAAAUGGGAGCCACAUAAUGCAGGGCUUGACUCAUCAGUCCUGUGUGCAAGAGCUAAAGAGCAAGGUGGAGGAGCUGACUGGUAUCCCCUGUGAUGUGCAGAAAAUUAUGGUUGGUUAUCCACCCUCCAGCCUUGAUCUUAAAAAUGGAGAUGCUCACCUCAAAGACUACCCCAUCAAAUCCGGAGACACACUCAUUGUUGAGGAAGAAAAAAACAAGCCAAAGCCUCCUCAGGAUCACCCCACGGUGACUAAAGCACCACGCCUGGAAGCCUCACCCAUGCUGGCGCGUCGAGUGGUCCCAGCUGACAACUCCUGCCUCUUCACCAGUGUGUAUUAUGUGGUGGAAGGCGGUGUGUAUGACCCUGCUUGUGCCCCUGAGAUGCGAGGCCUCAUCGCCCAGAUUGUGUCAAGUGAUCCCGCAGCUUACUCAGAAGCGGUGCUAGGAAAGACCAAUGAGGAGUACUGCACUUGGAUAAGGCGUGACGACACCUGGGGGGGAGCCAUCGAGGUGUCUAUCCUGUCCAAGUUUUACAAAUGUGAGAUCUGUGUGGUGGACACUCAGACAGUCCGAGUGGAUCGGUUUGGGGAGGAUGCUGGCUACCACAAACGCGUGCUGCUCAUCUACGACGGCAUCCACUAUGACCCACUGCAGAAAGAAACGCCCGGCUCUGACACACCGCCCCAUACUAUCUUCUCAACCACUGACGACGUAAUCCUGGCACAGGCCCUCGAGCUGGCAGAUGAGGCUCGCCGCAAGCGGCAAUUCACAGACGUUAAUCGUUUUGCAUUGCGCUGCAUGGUGUGCCAGACAGGCCUGGUGGGACAAAAGGAAGCUCGUGAGCAUGCCAAGGAGACGGGCCACACCAAUUUUGGCGAAGUGUGAACACUGUUUUGUCUUUUCUCCCUCUCACAAAUACAACUAUUCUGUCAAUCUGCUUGUGUGAUCCUCUACCUCACAUUGUCCAGCAACAUCUAUGGAGAAUCUGCAGACACUGUGUGCAGCCUCUAACCUGUUCAGUAUUACUUUCUAACUGCUGAAAGUUCUCAGUCAGAAAUGCUACUGCAGCGCUCCGAUGUCUUCAAACCGUCAUUUUAGUCUGUUAGGGAUGGUUCCAAAUGUGUUUUAACUGGGUCAAGUAAAAUAUGCAAACCAUUCUUAGGAUUUGUCUUAUUCUCUUUCGAUAACUCGAUGGCUGGGUUGUAUUGAUAACAAACCAAAUAGUGGCUGAUGUGUUGUCAAUUAGAAAAUGCAUCAAAUAGCCAUUAUUUACCUGUGACUGACUAAACGUAUACUUGUUAAAACCCUGCUAUUUGGCUCUAGAAGAAGUUUAAAACGACCACUGAGAAUUAUUUGCACUACGAUGUGAUCCUAUUCACUGUUGUCUUAAGCGCGGCACACAAAGUGACUGUUAUUCAUCAUGUUGGUUAUGUAGCAUGUUUUUUAUUUCUCUUCCAAUACUAAAAAACUGAUAAUUAAGUUCAUGUAGAUGUCCAAAUUGUUCAGUACAGCACAGUCGGGCUGUGUUAAUACUAAGCUGGAUUCAUUUUUAUACGUGACAUCUCUUUGAAUUUACUGAGCGGUGGCCAUUGAGAUUGAUGUUAUGCAUUUUAAAAUACAAUAUGUGAGAAAUUGUGAUCCAAAUUAACCUAAUUCCUUAUGUGGGAAUUUUAAUUUUUUUCCCCUGCUUUUUUUUGAUGUUGCAACAUGGUUUAUCAGUGAUCUUAUUUUAGAUUUGACAGAAGAAAUAAUGGUGCUGAAAACAAAGUCUGUAGCUCUUAGUUUUUUCUUCAUGGGUACGGCAGUUUUUCAGGAGUGUAAUUUUUAAUUCUAGUGUGUAAUUUUCAAAUGUCAUGCUGAAAUCUUUUAAAAAAUUGUGUUUUUGUUUUAUAUGGCUGCAUAUUUAAAAAAGAAAAACAACACUUUAAGCAGGAUGAGGGGUUUGAGCGUUGUAUUUCAGAACACAAGUUAUGGUGAGAGGGGAGUGUAGUGACUAGAAAUCUGAAACGAGUGAGUGCAAGACAUGCUGUAUAACCUGCUCACUUAAUGCAUUUACAGUACUGUUUAGGUACAGUCCAUACAUUAUAUGUUUAGCUAAGCAGAAAUGCUGUGAAUGCUUAUUCAGCAUUAACCAUUUACCUUUGCAAUUUUAAUUUUUCAGUUGACAUUUGCAGCCCAAAAGUAUCUUUAGUCAGGGUGUUUGAAAACAAUGAGUUAAAGUCCAUUUUGGUUUAAUAUGUAGUGCAUGUUGGCCAAAACAAAAAGCGCCAUUCUGUUUCACUGUAUGUUUUGCACAACUGGAGCAUGUUCUCACAUUUUCAGCUUAAGUUAGAAGUCAUCUCUAUGCUAAUUCCUUUAAUACUAUACUCACUGCCGAGAAGGAUGAAGCACACACUUUUUUAUGUUGAACCACAGCUCAAAAAUGUUACAUUGGCCAUUAAGAUAGUUGUGGGAUUAGUUUUUUUCCUUAAAGGCCGGUUUAUUGUGGCUUCAUGUUGUGCAGAACCAUUAUUUCUACUUCACAUAUAUAUGGUGGCAAUAUUUGUACGGAGUUGUUGCCAAAAAAAUGGAGUUUGACAGUGAACGACUUGAUUGGGGCUUCUUUCUUUUGUUGAUUUGUCUUGUUUUAGACUCAGAGAACAAAAGGCAUAGCUAAAAUGUAAUUUCUUUAUUUGAAUGUGAAUUACUAUGAGUUCCCCCUUCAUUUGUUACCUAUUAGGUAGUUUAUUUUAACAUUGAAUAUGGAUUAGUCAGCUUGCAUAAAAGUAAAACUAUGAAAUGGCUUUAUUGUAUUUUAUAUUUACCAAGUUCUCAUGACUCAAGGACAAUAACAAUGAAUGUUGCACACAAAGCACUACAGAAUAACUGGAUUUACUUGAUUUUUUUUUUUCAGUGUUGUGUCACAAUUAAAAGUUAUAGCCGAUG
Molecule: messenger RNA, 3073 nt
Organism: Sander lucioperca (pikeperch)
Lineage: Eukaryota; Metazoa; Chordata; Actinopteri; Perciformes; Percidae
Gene: yod1
Product: YOD1 deubiquitinase
Exons: 3
Coding region: 125-1033 (302 amino acids)
Biological process (GO): endoplasmic reticulum unfolded protein response; protein deubiquitination
Cellular component (GO): cytosol; nucleus
Molecular function (GO): cysteine-type deubiquitinase activity; protein binding
Source: RefSeq, a predicted model, not a curated record